Messenger RNA from Penicillium angulare, 3960 nucleotides. RefSeq lists its product as uncharacterized. The transcript has 7 exons. Gene Ontology annotation, cellular component: cytosol. Gene Ontology annotation, biological process: glutathione metabolic process. The record is from RefSeq and is a predicted model, not a curated record. Lineage: Eukaryota; Fungi; Ascomycota; Eurotiomycetes; Eurotiales; Aspergillaceae. Bases 1 to 3960 code for a protein of 1319 amino acids. Gene Ontology annotation, molecular function: 5-oxoprolinase (ATP-hydrolyzing) activity.
AUGUCUCCUCACAAAUUAGAUGGCCAAAGUAUUAAAAUUGCCAUUGACCGCGGGGGUACUUUCACCGACUGCCUAGGCAUUGUGGAUGGUCGGGAAGAGGAAAUUGUUGUCAAGCUCCUCUCCCAAGAUCCGGCCAACUAUGCCGAUGCUCCCAUCGAAGGUAUUCGCCGUAUCCUUGAGCAGGCAACAGGCAAAAUAUUUCCUCGUGAUCAGAAACUCACAACUGCGGACUUUCCCAGCGUCAGCAUCCGCAUGGGGACGACAGUUGCUACAAACGCGCUGCUCGAGCGGAAGGGAGAGCGCCAUGCUCUCUUAAUCACCAAAGGCUUCAAAGAUGCACUUGUAAUUGGAACCCAAUCGCGCCCCAAGCUUUUCGCUCUGAACAUCCAGAGGCCCGAUGUGCUCUACGAAGAUGUUGUUGAAAUUGAAGAGCGAGUUACCAUCGAGGAUUAUCAGCAAAAUCCUGCACCCAACAAGGAAAGUCUACAGAGGUCUCUGGAGUCAGAUCCUUGCUUGAAACGCGGUGUUAGCGGGGAGGUGGUCCGUAUAUUGGAGCCGCUUGAUGAGCCUUCUACGAGACGAAACCUGGAACAGCUGUAUGCCAAAGGCUAUCGCUCUAUCGCAGUCUGCCUUGUCCAUUCCUAUACCUUUCAAGAGCAUGAAAUUGCAAUUGAACGUAUUGCCAAGGAUAUCGGUUUUACCCAGAUAUCUUUAUCCAGUCAGCUGCUUCCUAUGAUUAAGAUGACUUCACGAGGCGCCUCCGCUACCGCAGAUGCCUACCUAACCCCUGUCAUUCAACGAUAUAUCGAGGGUUUCCGAUCUGGAUUCAAAGAUGGACUGCGCUCAGAAAACACACGCUGCGAGUUUAUGCAGAGUGACGGUGGCUUGGCUAAUUUUGAAAAAUUUACCGGACUUCGAGCGAUCUUGUCAGGCCCUGCUGGUGGUGUUGUGGGAUACGCAGGAACCUCGUUUGAUGAGGCAGACCGGAAACCUGUCAUUGGCUUUGAUAUGGGUGGAACCAGUACUGAUGUCUCCCGAUAUGACGGAAAGCUAGAACAUACCUUUGAGAACACCAUAUCUGGUGUCACAGUAAUGGCACCUCAAUUGGAUAUCAACACAGUCGCUGCAGGUGGCGGUAGUAUUCUCUUUUGGCGUCACGGACUCUUUGUCGUUGGCCCUGAGUCUGCUGGUGCUCACCCUGGACCAGCUUGCUAUCGCAAGGGUGGACCGCUGACAGUGACGGAUGCCAAUCUUUUCCUGGGACGUCUUCUACCAGAAUACUUCCCUAAGAUAUUUGGCCCUAACGAGAACGAGCCACUUGAUGUCGAGGUAACUCGGCAAAAGUUCAGUGAAUUGGCAGAUCAGAUCAAUGCAGAGUCUGGCCAGAGCAAGUCGCCCGAAGAAAUUGCGCUGGGCUUUAUUCAAGUCGCUAAUGAAUCUAUGGCAAAGCCCAUCCGAGCCCUGACAGAGGCUCGCGGAUAUGACACUUCUGCCCAUAAUCUUGCAUGCUUUGGAGGUGCGGGUGGACAACAUGCUUGUGCCAUUGCCUCUUCUCUGAAUAUUGGAACAGUCAUCAUACAUAGAUAUUCAUCUAUCUUGUCGGCAUACGGUAUGGCUCUUGCAGAUGUGGUACAUGAGACUCAGGAACCAGCUUCCGGUGUCUUGGAUUCAACAGCAAUGCGAACAAUUUCCCAGCGCGUAGCUGCGUUGAGAUCGAAAGUGACUGCCGCCUUGAGCUCAGACGGAAUCGACGAGUCUCAGAUUGAGCACGAAGUUUAUCUCAACCUACGUUAUCAGGGCACCGAUAACACCCUUAUGAUUCUAGAGCCGGAGAACGGCGAUUUCCUUGCAGAAUUUGUUAAGGAGCAUCACCGAGAGUUCUCGUUUACUUUCCCUGGUCGCAAUAUAUUAGUCGAGGAUAUUCGUGUCCGCGGAGUUGGAAAAUCUACCUCAUUUACUCCAGAGGCCCCUCAAAAAGAACUCAAAUCAAGGACAAGUAUUCCAAUAGGUCCUGAGAAGCAAGAUGAUUCAUCAUCUGUCUACUUCGCCAGUGCGGGUCAAAUGAACACGCCAGUCUUCUUCUUGAACAAAUUGCAGCCAGGAAGCUUCAUUCAAGGACCUGCGAUGAUUAUCGACAAUACUCAGACCAUUGUUGUCGAGCCGAAUGCAACUGCCAAGAUCUUGUGCCGACAUGUUAUUUUGGACGUGAAGUCCUCUAAAAAACAAAUUGAUGAUGCUACAGUUGUUGAUCCGAUCAAGCUGUCCAUCUUCGGUCAUCGCUUCAUGUCAGUGGCUGAUCAGAUGAGCCGGAUGUUCCAGAAGACAUCCGUGUCGACGAACAUCAAAGAGCGAUUGGAUUUUUCGUGCGCAGUCUUUUCACCCGACGGCAAGCUGGUUGCAAAUGCACCCAACGUACCAGUACACUUGGGGAGUAUGGAGUAUGCUGUUCGUUACCAGCACGAGCAAUAUGGCAAUGACUUGAAACCGGGAGAUCAUAUUUUGACGAACCAUCCUCUUGCUGGAGGUACUCAUCUCCCUGAUAUUACCAUCAUCACCCCCGUCUGGGACAAUGAAGGCAGGAACGUUAUUUUCUACGUUGCAUCUCGGGGUCACCAUGCUGAAAUUGGAGGGAUCGCCCCUGGAUCUAUGCCUUCAAAUAGUAAAAUGUUAUACGAAGAAGGUGCCAUGACGAUGGGUUUCAAGGUUGUUUCGUCAGGCCACUUUGAUGAGGAAGUGGUUCGCAAAUUCCUCUAUGAUGAGCCCGCAUCUUACCCUGGCUGCAGCGGGACACGCACAUAUAAUGACAAUGUCUCGGAUUUGAAAGCAGCCAUUGCAGCGAACCACAAAGGUGCGCAGCUUCUCGAGGGCCUCGUGGCAGAGAACACCUUGAAAGUUGUACAUUUUUAUAUGGAUGCGAUCAAGCGUAACGCUGAGAUCGCUGUCCGCGAACUUUUGAAGUCCAUUGGUCGCAAGAAUCCCGGUCAAUCUUUGAAAUUCUCUGAUUUCAUGGAUGAUGGUACUGAGAUCAGACUCGAGAUUCGUAUUGAUGCUGAAACUGGGUCGGCCGAUUUUGACUUUACCGGGACUGGCCGUGAAACGUUCAAUUGUCUUAACGCACCAAAGGCUAUCGCCCACUCAGCUAUUAUUUAUAGUUUGCGUGCCUUAAUCGACGUGGACAUCCCUCUCAACCAAGGCUGUCUUGCGCCCGUCAACGUGAUAAUCCCGCCAGGAACCCUCCUCAACCCAUCAGGGCAUGCAGCUGUCUGUGCAGGAAAUCCGAUCACAUCACAACGUAUUACGGAUGUUGUCCUCGGAGCGUUUGAUGCCUGUGCAGCUUCUCAAGGCUGUUGUAAUAUCAUUUCCUUCGGCAUGGGUGGCGUCGAUCCAAAGACUGGCAUCGAGGUCCCUGGAUUCGGCGUGGGGGAAACUAUCUGCGGCGGCUCGGGUGCUGGUUCAUCCUGGCAUGGCACUUCGGGUGUCCACGUCCAUAUGACCAACACACGCAUCACCGAUGCAGAGGUCUAUGAAUUGAGAUAUCCCGUAAUUCUGCGUCAAUUUUCCAUCCGUCAGAGAUCUGGUGGUGUGGGACGAUUCCACGGUGGCGAUGGUGUCAUCCGCGAGCUUGAAUUCCGUAUGCCACUAUCAGUAUCUAUGCUCAGUGAGCGACGAGUUUACCGACCUUAUGGAUUGGCAGGAGGUGGUUCGGGUCAGGCUGGCCUGAAUCUGUACGUCAAGAAGGAAUUGGAUGGUACGGAAAGAAUGAUCAACAUCGGUGGUAAGAUGGAGCUUGAGGUCCAGCCGGGAGAGCGAAUUCUUAUACACACACCAGGAGGUGGUGGCUGGGGCACCCCGUCGGAGGAGACAGAGUCAAACUCCACUCGACACACUGGAAAUACCUCUGCUUUCCAGGCGAGAGGUAGUGUUUAUACUUUCAGCCAAGCUGCGGAAGCCGCAUCGUGA